AUGGAUUUUGACCGACAUUCUUCCUCCUCUCCCACUCUCACCCCGCAGCCUCCUCUCCCACUCUCACCCCGCAGCCUCCUCUCCCACUCUCACCCCGCAGCCUCCUCUCACCCUGCAGCCUCCUCUCCCACUCUCACCCUGCAGCCUCCUCUCACCCUGCAGCCUCCUCUCACCCCGCAGCCUCCUCUCCCACCCUCAGCCUCCUCUCACCCACCCUCCUCCUCUCCCACUCUCACCCCGCAGCCUCCUCUCCCACUCUCACCCCGCAGCCUCCUCUCACCCUGCAGCCUCCUCUCCCACUCUCACCCUGCAGCCUCCUCUCCCACUCUCACCCCGCAGCCUCCUCUCACCCCGCAGCCUCCUCUCACCCUGCAGCCUCCUCUCCCACUCUCACCCCGCAGCCUCCUCUCCCACUCUCACCCCGCAGCCUCCUCUCCCCCGCAGCCCCCCAGCCUCCUCACCCUGCAGCCUCCUCUCCCACUCUCACCCCGCAGCCUCCUCUCACCCAGCAACCUCCUCUCCCACUCUCACCCUGCAGCCUCCUCUCCCACUCUCACCCUGCAGCCUCCUCUCCCACUCUCACCCCGCAGCCUCCUCUCACCCAGCAACCUCCUCUCCCACUCUCACCCUGCAGCCUCCUCUCCCACUCUCACCCUCCUCCUCUCCCACUCUCACCCCGCAGCCUCCUCUCCCACUCUCACCCUGCAGCCUCCUCUCCCCCGCAGCCUCCUCACCCCGCAGCCUCCUCUCACCCCGCAGCCUCCUCUCACCCCGCAGCCUCCUCUCCCACUCUCACCCCGCAGCCUCCUCUCCCACUCUCACCCCGCACCUCCUCUCCCACUCUCACCCCGCAGCCUCCUCUCCCACUCUCACCCCGCAGCCUCCUCUCCCACUCUCACCCCGCAGCCUCCUCUCACCCUGCAGCCUCCUCUCCCACUCUCACCCCGCAGCCUCCUCUCCCACUCUCACCCUGCAGCCUCCUCUCACCCUGCAGCCUCCUCUCACCCUGCAGCCUCCUCUCACCCUGCAGCCUCCUCUCACCCUGCAGCCUCCUCUCACCCCGCAGCCUCCUCUCCCACUCUCACCCUGCAGCCUCCUCUCACCCUGCAGCCUCCUCUCCCACUCUCACCCUCCUCCUCUCCCACCCUCACCCUGCAGCCUCCUCUCCCACUCUCACCCCGCAGCCUCCUCUCCCACUCUCACCCUGCAGCCUCCUCUCACCCUGCAUUCUCCUCUCCCACUCUCACCCAGCAGCCUCCUCUCCCACUCUCACCCCGCAGCCUCCUCUCCCACUCUCACCCUGCAGCCUCCUCUCCCACUCUCACCCAGCAGCCUCCUCUCCCACUCUCACCCAGCAGCCUCCUCUCCCACCCUCACCCUGCAGCCUCCUCUCACCCAGCUGAAGAGGAGGUGGGCCAGGCUGAAGAGGAGGUGGACUCUACCUAUGGGGACCAGGCUGAAGAGGAGGUGGACUCUACCUAUGGGGACCAGGCUGAAGAGGAGGUGGACUCUACCUAUGGGGACCAGGCUGAAGAGGAGGUGGACUCUACCUAUGGGGACCAGGCUGAAGAGGAGGUGGACUCUACCUUCCAGGCUGAAGGGGACCAGGGGACCAGGCUGAAGAGGGGUGGACUCUACCUAUGGGGACCAGGCUGA
Molecule: messenger RNA, 1656 nt
Organism: Oncorhynchus masou masou (cherry salmon)
Lineage: Eukaryota; Metazoa; Chordata; Actinopteri; Salmoniformes; Salmonidae
Exons: 7
Coding region: 1-1656 (551 amino acids)
Source: RefSeq, a predicted model, not a curated record